Messenger RNA from Kluyveromyces marxianus DMKU3-1042, 951 nucleotides. RefSeq names its product Sur7p (gene SUR7). Bases 1 to 951 code for a protein of 316 amino acids. The transcript has a single exon. The record is from RefSeq and is a predicted model, not a curated record. Lineage: Eukaryota; Fungi; Ascomycota; Saccharomycetes; Saccharomycetales; Saccharomycetaceae. Gene Ontology annotation, biological process: endocytosis; fungal-type cell wall organization; cortical actin cytoskeleton organization. Gene Ontology annotation, cellular component: plasma membrane; cell cortex; membrane raft.
AUGCUGGGAGACGACAUAGAGGACCGAGAGCUAGGACUGGGAGGCCCAAGGAGGGGCCAGAAGAGCAGGAUGCUGGUUGUGAAGGCAUCUAAGUCGUUGGUGCGGUUUAUUUCGAUUCUAUUUCUAGCAGGUUCGACGCUCUUGUUGCUAUUCAUUGUGAUGUCCGGGAGCAUCAACCAUGCGCCUAUAAACAAGUUUUACUGGCUCCAGGCGGACACUUCUAACAUUUCGAGUGCGCCUGCACUCUCUAGAUGGACGUUCUGGGGUGUGUGUGGAGUUUCAGGCGGGAAGAACGUGAACUGCACGGACCUGGGGCCAGCGUAUCCGUUGUCUCCGGUGGACAACUUCCACACGAAGGUUGGGAUGCCGCACGAUUUUGUCGCUAACAGAAGCACAUACUACUACUUGACGAGGUUUUCGUUUGUGUUUUUGUUGCUAGCGUUGGUGUUUGUUGGGCUAGCCAUGUUGUUUUAUUUGAUGUCGUGGGUGUCUGGAGCGUUCCAGGGCACGAUAUUUGUACUCAUUGGGCUCGGGACGUUGUUGAACAUCACUGGGAGUGCAUGUCAGACGGCAGCUGUUGCGAUGGCCAAGAACAAGUUCAAGGAUGAUCAUUUCAAGGCCAAGAUUGGCGUCAAGAUGAUGGCAUUUGCGUGGACCACGGUAGCGUUGGACAUUUGUCUGUUCUUCUUGCUCGGGUCCUUUUUCUUGAAGCGGGUAUACAAUGCGCACCGCGAGUUUGUUGAGCUGCAAAAGUACAAGGAGCAAACGGCUGCCGUGGGCUACGACCAGCAAGGGCUCGACCAGGGAAUAGGCGGAAUGGGUCCCGUGAACACCAUGGGUCCUAUUGCCGGCGAUACUGUGGAAGACCCUAAGCCGGAGCCACCACACCAGUCUGGGAUCAAGUUCUUUAAGAUUAGAAGGACUCACAAGUCGGAUGAUGAGUCGAUGUAG